Hordeum vulgare subsp. vulgare (domesticated barley) is the source of this 1341-nucleotide messenger RNA. RefSeq names its product leucine-rich repeat extensin-like protein 6. The transcript has 2 exons. The coding region runs from base 16 to 1194 and encodes 392 amino acids. NCBI's taxonomy places the organism in Eukaryota, Viridiplantae, Streptophyta, Magnoliopsida, Poales, Poaceae. The record is from RefSeq and is a predicted model, not a curated record. Gene Ontology annotation, molecular function: protein binding.
ACGACGGCAGGACAUAUGCUACAACACAAAUCCCAAGCAAAGAAGCAGCCAACAACAUUAUUCCGUUACCUGAUGGGGUCGACGAUGAUGGGGUCGACGACGGCGGCGUUCCUGGCGCUGGCGGUGGUGGCGUCGCCGCUGCUGCUCGCGGCGGCGCAGCCGGUGGGGGCGCCGCCGGCGACCAACAACUCGAGGCUGGAGAAGGCCUACGUGGCGCUGCAGGCGCUGAAGAAGGCCAUCACGGACGACCCCAAGAACAUGACCAACAACUGGUGCGGCCCCGACGUGUGCAGCUACCACGGCGUCUACUGCGCGACGGCGCCCGACGACCCCUGCGCGCGCACCGUCGCCUCCGUCGACCUCAACCACGGCGACAUCGCCGGCACGCUGCCGGAGGAGCUGGGCCUGCUCUCCGACCUCGCCGUCUUCCACCUCAACUCCAACAGGUUCUGCGGCGCGCUCCCGGACGCGCUCCGCUCCCUCCGUCUCCUCCACGAGAUCGACGUCAGCAACAACCAGCUCACCGGCAACUUCCCCUCCCAGCUCCUCUGCCUCCCCCACGUCCAGUACGUCGACAUCAGGUUUAACAACUUCUGCGGCGAGGUGCCGGCGGCCAUCUUCGAGAAGAAGAUCGACGCGCUCUUCAUCAACAACAACAACUUCGAGUUCACGCUGCCCGCAAACUUCAGCAGCUCCACGGCGUCGGUGAUCGUGCUCGCCAACCUGCCGCGGGUCGGCGGGUGCCUGCCGAGCAGCAUCGGCGACAUGGCCGGGACGCUCAACGAGCUCAUCCUCCUCAACAGCGGCAUCUCCUCCUGCAUCCCACCGGAGAUCGGCAAGCUGGACAAGCUCACCGUGCUCGACCUCAGCUCCAACGGCAUCGUCGGCAAGCUGCCCGACACCAUCGGCAACAUGCGCGCCCUCGAGCAGCUCAAUGUCGCCAACAACAUGCUUGCCGGCGAGAUCCCCGAGAGCAUCUGCGCGCUGCCCAACCUCAAGAACUUCACCUACUCCCACAACUUCUUCUGCGGCGAGCCGCACCGGUGCCUGGAGGUGCCCCACAUCGACGACCGGCAGAACUGCAUCGCCGGACGCCCCGACCAGCGGCCUGGCGAGCAGUGCAUCGAAUUCCUCCACCGGCCGCCUGCACAGUGUGCCGCGCACGGGCAAUCGUCGCCACCGCCGAUGUACUGAUACGUGGCAGACGGCAAUACUGGAAUUUGUAGCUGUUUGCUGCCUUUGUGCCGUGAGAAAAGGGUAAAAAUGCACACACUUGGUAUAUACUGUAAUGUUUAUUUUUCGGAAACAAAGAAAUAACAAUGGAUUGACGGAUUUGCAUUA